AUGGAUCUACUAAAUGAUAUGAAAGACUGGUAUAACCACACGCUGGAAAAUGGAGAUGCCCGAGUACAAGGAUGGAUGUUCAUGCAAGGCCCUGGUUCGACCGUCACCAUCUGUUUGUCUUACGUGUACUUUGUUAAGGUACUCGGACCUUUCCUGAUGAAGAACCGGAGACCAUUAGUUUUGCACAGGGUUAUGCUACUUUAUAACUUCGUCAUGGUUUUCGCAAGUAUAUAUUUAUUUUAUAAGCUUGGAAUCCUUGGCUGGUUUGGAAAAUACAGCUAUACAUGUCAGCCUGUCGACUACUCAGACAAUCCUGAUGCGACAGAGAUGGUUCAUAUAACCUGGUGGUAUUACAUCUCUAAAUUUGUGGAAUUUUCAGAUACGAUUUUUUUCGUAUUGAGGAAGAAAUUCUCUCAUAUUUCAACACUACAUGUGAUACAUCAUGGAGUUAUGCCUAUUAGUGUGUGGUGGGGAGUCAAGUUCACUCCAGGUGGCCAUAGCACGUUUUUUGCCUUCGUCAAUAGUUUUGUCCACAUCAUCAUGUACAUCUAUUAUGGUCUGGCAGCUGCAGGACCCCAAAUGCAAAAGUACCUGUGGUGGAAAAAGUACAUGACAACCAUUCAGAUGAUUCAGUUUAUCGCGAUUUUUCUCCACGCUUUCCAACUUUUGUUCCGCGAGUGUGACUAUCCAAAAGGUUUUAUGUGGUUUAUUGGCUUCCAUGCUGUCCUUUUUUGGUUCCUUUUUUGGGAUUUCUACAAAAAAGCCUAUAAGAAACCUGGAUCUCGUUUCAAAAAAUGUGAAAACGACUCGUGUGAUGAAAGUUUAAAAAGCAACAAUAUCAGAAAUACCAAUGGCGUCCACAAGAAGGAAAUGAAAAUCCAUGAAAAUGGUGCGAAUACAAAAAAUGGAAUAAAGGUGAUGAAGGAAGCGUGA
Molecule: messenger RNA, 933 nt
Organism: Limulus polyphemus (Atlantic horseshoe crab)
Lineage: Eukaryota; Metazoa; Arthropoda; Merostomata; Xiphosura; Limulidae
Product: elongation of very long chain fatty acids protein AAEL008004-like
Exons: 7
Coding region: 1-933 (310 amino acids)
Biological process (GO): fatty acid elongation, monounsaturated fatty acid; sphingolipid biosynthetic process; fatty acid elongation, saturated fatty acid
Cellular component (GO): endoplasmic reticulum membrane
Molecular function (GO): fatty acid elongase activity
Source: RefSeq, a predicted model, not a curated record